This is a messenger RNA of Plutella xylostella (diamondback moth), 726 nucleotides long. It is a transcript of the gene ND-B17, whose product is annotated as NADH dehydrogenase (ubiquinone) B17 subunit. NCBI's taxonomy places the organism in Eukaryota, Metazoa, Arthropoda, Insecta, Lepidoptera, Plutellidae. Gene Ontology annotation, biological process: mitochondrial electron transport, NADH to ubiquinone. The record is from RefSeq and is a predicted model, not a curated record.
UACCUGUCACUGUCAUUUAUUGGAUGUUGAUUUUCCGUGAAGAUUUUUGCAUAUUUUUAGUUUUAUUUCCAUAGUUUCUGAUUGACCUGUGCCUUGUGCUUUGAUUCAAUCAUGGCCCAAACAGCAGGCGUGAAGCCUAUGUCCAUUGCGGGCCGUGUGGUCCAUGAACGUGAAAGAUGUAUAGGAAUGACCGAUGCUGAAAGAGCUUGGAGGAAGCAGUGGUUGAAAGAUCAGAUCUUGGCUCCCAACGAGCCUGUUCACGUUGAAGAGUACUGGAAGGAACGCACCAACCCCAUCCGCCGCUUCUACCGCAAGCCUCUUGACGUACUCUUCAACAAAUUGACUCCAAUGCUGGGUCAAGAACGAGCCCAAGUGUACAGAUACCUGACCGGGAAAAUGAUUUUACUUGGAUUUGGUGUGCUAGCCACCACUUACUAUUUCAAGUACAAUGGGAAUGAUUGGACUAAGAAGGGUGGUUGGAGAAUACUCAGGACCAAGCCCACAGUGCUUCCCGGGCAGCCUGGUUAUCCAUUCAAAUCUACAAAGACAGACUCAGACUAUGCUGAAAGAGGAUUUAAGAGCUCUCCUAUCUAAACAUAUUCUGUAAACUGUAGUUAUUGUACAAAUUCAAUCACACAUCUACAGUCAGUGUAAAAUAUGCUUGUGGAUUUCCUGUAAUGGUUCUGUUAUAAUUUAUGGUAGUAAAUAAAACCAGACAUUAAAUUA